This is a messenger RNA of Aspergillus oryzae RIB40, 1497 nucleotides long. RefSeq names its product FAD-binding oxidoreductase. Lineage: Eukaryota; Fungi; Ascomycota; Eurotiomycetes; Eurotiales; Aspergillaceae. Gene Ontology annotation, biological process: steroid metabolic process. Gene Ontology annotation, molecular function: Delta24(24-1) sterol reductase activity; FAD binding. The coding region runs from base 1 to 1497 and encodes 498 amino acids. The transcript has 2 exons. The record is from RefSeq and is a predicted model, not a curated record. Gene Ontology annotation, cellular component: membrane; cytoplasm.
AUGGACUUGCAUAAUGCUACCUUUCAUGAUGACAAGAAACCAUUUUAUAUCUAUCACGGAUCCACGAACUCGACACGCCCGUCGAAAAAGUCCACAUCCAAUACUAUCGAUACAAGCAGUCUCAAUCGUGUCAUCAGCAUUGAUCGGACACGCAAGGUAGCACUAGUUGAGCCUAAUGUUCCUAUGGACAUGCUUGUCAGCGCAAUCCUCCCCCACGGAUUCAUUCCACCAGUGGUGAUGGAGUACCCCGGGAUAACAGUGGGUUGCGGAUUUGCAGGAACAUCGGGAGAAAGUAGCUCAUACCGGCAUGGCUUCUUUGAUCGAACAAUUUCUUGGAUUGAGAUUGUAGUAGGGAAUGGCGAGAUCCUGCACGCAUCACCAAAUGAAAAUUCCGAUUUAUUCUUCGGUGCUGCAUGCUCCUUUGGGACCCUUGGAAUCACGACUCUACUGGAGCUGCAACUCAUAGAGCUUCCAGCAAGCCCAGUAGUGGAACUAACCUAUUUCCCCAUCUCGGGCAUUGAUGAGGCCAUCAGGAAAAUUGAAGAGCUCACACCCAAUCCCACGUACCAAUAUCUGGAUGGGAUUAUGUUCACCAAGACCAAGGGGUGCAUAUGUGCCGGGUUAAUCACCAGCUUGGUAGAGGAAGACCAGGUUCAAACUUUCAAUCGUCCCACCGAUCCAUGGUUCUAUAUGCAUGCCGAAGACAUGGUUUCCUCACGAUCAAGCCAUGAGAAGGGGACAGCAUCCAAGGAGCUGAUCCCCUUGCCCGAUUACCUGUUCCGCUAUGAUAGGGGAGGCUUCUGGGUGGGAAAGUACGCAUUCGAAUAUUUCCUUUUCCCCCAAACAAAAUUUAUGCGAUGGAUGCUGGACGGUAUUUCCCACACAAGGGUCAUGUAUCACGCCGUCCACAAGAGCGGGCUAUUCAAGGAGUACACUAUUCAGGACGUUGCGGUGCCGUACAAUGGUGCCAAAGAGCUGAUUAAUUUUCUUGAUGACUCGUUCGGGAAAUAUCCAUUAUGGCUUUGUCCUGUCCGUACUACAACGACACAUGUCUCGGGACUGAUGGCGCAACAACGAGACCAGCCCGACCCGGAUCGUCACGAUAUGAUGCUCAGCGUUGGGGUGUGGGGUCCAGGACCGAAGGGUAAGAAGAACUUCGUCGACUUUAAUCGCAAGCUUGAAAAGGUCGUCCACAUGGUUGGGGGUCAAAAGUGGCUCUACGCACGGACCUACUAUACAGAGGAGGAAUUCUGGUCGAUCUAUGACCGUGAUACAAUGGAUGGCUUACGACAGAAGUAUCAUACGUCCUACUUACCGAGUUUGUACCAGAAAGUCAAGAUCCAGCCAGAGGAGGUCGUCAGGCAGCGGCCUUGGACAUCGAAGCUGGCGGGAGACUGGGUUUGGAAUCGUUGGCCGAUUUCUGGGGUUUACGGGUUGAUGCAUACUUUCUGGCAUAAGGAUUAUUUGUUAGUAGACUGCAAGAAAUUGCUCAACUAG